CCCAACCCUUAAAACCCCAAGUAUCAUUGUGGUUAGCACAGUUACUGAGAACCACCGACCAGGACAAAGGAAGUGCAGAAGUUUCCUUUAUCUUCAUUAACACCAACAGCCAUUAUAUCAGCACAUUAUGUACAGACCAGUCACAGCUUCCCGUCCAUCUUUGCCACUAUGGAUGAUUGCACUGAUUGUGUUUGGAGUGUUGGCAAUCCUGGGAAUAACCAUUGGUCUCCUGGUUCAUUUUCUGGCAGUAGAAAACACGACUUACUAUUACCAAGGUAGCUUUGAAGUGCUGGAUAUCCCAUACAACAGAAAUUAUCAAAGAGAGACAUCACCAGAAAAUAACUAUCUUAGCAAAAUUCUUGAGACUAAGAUGGUUGAUGCAUUUCAAAGUUCUAGCAUUUACAGACAAUAUAUCAAUUCUCAAGUCAUCACACUGGUUCCUCAUAACAACAGUCUAACUGCACAUAUAUGGCUGAUAUUCAAGGCUCCCAGAUCAAUGAAGGAAAACACCAGAAGAAGAAUUGAAAGUGUCUUACAUCAGAUGCUGAGAAACCACGCAGGCUCUCUGACUACAGAUCCUAAUUCUCUUAGGCUCAAGGAAAUCAGUAAGGUUGAUGCUGAAAAGAUUAUCAACAACCGCUGUGGGACACGAGCAAGGAUGUCAGCUACGUAUGAUAGAAUCAAAGGAGGUUCCAAUGCUCAGAAAGGAGAAUGGCCUUGGCAAGCAACUCUCAAAAAGAAUGGCCGACACUACUGCGGGGCAUCUUUGAUCAGUGAAAGACACCUGGUGACUGCAGCUCACUGCUUUCAAAAGACAAACAAUCCAAAAAACUAUACUGUCAGCUUUGGCACCAGAGUAAAUCCCCCCUAUAUGCAACAUCAUAUUCAACAAAUUAUAGUUCAUGAAGACUACAUCCCGGGUGAACAUCAUGAUGAUAUUGCAAUUAUACAGCUCACUGAAAAAGUCUUAUUCAAGAAUGAUGUACAUCGAGUUUGUCUUCCUGAAGCCACACAGGUUUUUCCACCAGGUGAAGGAGUUGUUGUUACAGGAUGGGGAGCACUUUCAUAUAAUGGUAAAUACCCAGAGGUACUUCAGAAAGCAUCUGUGAAGAUUAUUGACACAAAUACCUGUAAUGCUCAGGAAGGAUAUUAUGGUAUGGUAUUGGACACAAUGCUAUGCGCUGGGUACUUGGAAGGAAAUAUCGAUGCCUGCCAGGGUGAUUCUGGAGGACCACUAGUUCAUCCUAAUUCUCGAAAUAUUUGGUACCUUGUUGGAAUAGUGAGCUGGGGAGAAGAAUGUGGUAAAAUCAAUAAGCCAGGUGUCUACAUGCGAGUGACUGCCUACCGCAACUGGAUCGCCUCCAAGACUGGUAUCUAAGAGAAAAGCAUCUUGUAGCAACUAUCUGAAGUCAUUUUCACCUAAGGUUACUCCAAACCUUAGCUAACAUGCAUUUUAAAUUAGUGUGUACAGUGGCUGUUUUGAAAGAACUGUGGUCCUGAGGGAGUAUUUAUGAACUUUAAUUUUAAGCAACUUACAAAACAACAAAUCUAAUGUUUAGUCCAGAAAGGCCUAAGCAAAGA
Messenger RNA from Felis catus (domestic cat), 1581 nucleotides. It is a transcript of the gene TMPRSS11BNL, whose product is annotated as transmembrane protease serine 11B-like protein. Gene Ontology annotation, biological process: proteolysis. The record is from RefSeq and is a predicted model, not a curated record. Bases 128 to 1378 code for a protein of 416 amino acids. The transcript is spliced from 10 exons. Gene Ontology annotation, molecular function: serine-type endopeptidase activity. NCBI's taxonomy places the organism in Eukaryota, Metazoa, Chordata, Mammalia, Carnivora, Felidae. Gene Ontology annotation, cellular component: extracellular region; plasma membrane.